This is a messenger RNA of Phalaenopsis equestris, 1914 nucleotides long. Its product is annotated as zinc finger CCCH domain-containing protein 12-like. The transcript is spliced from 7 exons. The coding region runs from base 395 to 1714 and encodes 439 amino acids. Lineage: Eukaryota; Viridiplantae; Streptophyta; Magnoliopsida; Asparagales; Orchidaceae. Gene Ontology annotation, molecular function: metal ion binding; mRNA binding. The record is from RefSeq and is a predicted model, not a curated record.
UCCCAGUUCCCAAAAUUCCUCGUGUUGAAAUCGGGGGCACGAGGAGAAGAGAGAGAGAGAAAGAGAGAGCGAGGGACCUGGUCUGAUGCGUUCUUCGAAUUCGAUGCUUUGUAGGUGAGGAGCAUCUGAGCCGGGGAGCGUUAGAUUCCUUGUCGAUCCCCAACGACAUGGAUGUUUGAUGCCUUAAUGCUAGGGUGGAGGAGCAUCCGAUGAUCUGAGGCAAUCGAUGAUUGUAUUUGGGGCUUGAAGAGAUCGAGGUUCGCGGACAGAGAUUGCGCUGAUUUGAUCCGGAGAUUCGAUAGUUGCUUGAUUUUUUGGUCGGACGGUGCUGGUGGUGGAAGGAAGUUUGUUUGUGGUAUUUGGAAGAGGAAGUCGAGCUUUGAUCGCCUCACCGAUGCCGGAUACAGGGGAGUUUCAGAGCAAUGCACUUUCGGCUUAUUCGAAUGCCUCAACGAAUCACAAUUUAGAUGAAUCGAUGCGUCGGCUUAAAGUUGAGGGAAAUUAUGAUGAAGUUGAUGCUUAUGCAAAUCCAUAUGAACCAUAUCCUGAUCGCCCUGGAGAGCCUGACUGCAUAUACUACAUUAAGACAGGAUCGUGUGGUUAUGGAAGCACCUGCCGCUACAAUCACCCAACUUAUGUUGGGCAGGGUACUCGGGCAAAAGGUGAACUUCCAGAAAGAGUUGGUCAGCCUGACUGUCAGUACUUUCUAAGAACAGGGAUGUGCAAGUUUGGUGCAACAUGCAAAUAUCAUCAUCCACGUGACAGGCAAGAUGCACGGGCAUUGGGAUUUAACAUUUUUGGUUUUCCAAUGCGUCAGGAUGAGAAAUCGUGCUCAUAUUACAUGAGGACUGGAACCUGCAAAUUUGGAGUUGCUUGUAAGUUUGACCAUCCCCAGCCUGCACCAGGUGCUGUAUAUCCUCUAACUUUAACUGGAUCCCCUGCCUAUCGGUCUACAAUAUCAUCUGUGGCGCCAACACCUAGCAUGCCUUUUGCUGGCGGAAUUUCAUCUUGGCCAUCAGCCAACGGGCAACCUUAUAUGUCUAGUCCUCGCAUGCAAUGCCUUCCAGCUUAUGUGCCUGUUAUUAUUCCUACAACCCCAGGGACCAUUCCCGGGCAACAAGGAUGGUCCAAUUACACGGGUGAUGUGAGCCAGGUUACUUCUCCUGAAGUUGUCGGACAUACUAAGACACCAAAGUCCAAGAACAAGGCCCAGCCAAGUCCCAGCUACAUUGAAAAUCUCCCAGAAAGACCUGAUCAACCAGAUUGCCAAUACUACUUGAGAACUGGAAGCUGCAAGUAUGGUUCAACUUGCAAAUACCAUCACCCGAAAGAUAGAAUCUCUUCAGCCAUCGGUUUUCUUGGACCCCUUGGCCUCCCUCUAAGACCUGGCCAUGCUGUUUGCUCAUUCUAUAGCAUGUAUGGAACCUGCAGGUUUGGUUCAGCCUGCAGAUUUGAUCAUCCCCUGAUAAGCUAUUACAACUACGCAUUGCCAGAAAUUUAUGCUCCUGAUCCUUCUUCUUGGUUUUCUAACCAAAGUAACCCACAAACGACAUUAAUUUCCUUUGAUGUGUCCCCACCUAAAGUGAUGAAAUCUGAGGUGACGGAUGAAGCUUUGCCUUCUGACAGUGAUGAGUACAGAAACCCUCCUGCUCAAGCUACUUCUCCGCCACAUACUGCUCUUUCAUCUGAAUCUCCGCUGAAUCAAUCUGAUUAAUUACGCCUGGUCUGCCUCCCUCUUUUUACAUCCAGUGGGGGGCGGGUUCAUGUUAUGAGCUGGGGAAUUUUUGAGAAUGUGCGUCCAAUUCUCCUCCUUUCAGGCUGUUUUCUGCUGCUGGAAUUGCAUUUACUGCUGUUGACGGCUGAAGAACUUUAUAUUUAAACUGUUGAGUUUUUCACUCUUUUCAAUUUUUAUAC